AAUUCCAGACAUUUGAGUGCGACUUCGUGACGCGACACCUCAGACUUCGUACAUGUAUAUUUAGUUCCGUUUUUGGCCAUUAAUUUAACCUUGUAUAUGCAAGUUGUAGAAGUAUUUUAUUAGAUCCUAAAAAGUAUUUUGGCUAUUAUAGAAUUUUUAAACCAUGGGAUUUCUUGAAGAGAGGGACACGACUAAUUUACCCACUAUCCCCGAGUAUUAUAAGGGAAAAUGCAUUUUCAUUACCGGAGGAUCUGGUUUCAUGGGUAAGAUUCUGAUAGAGAAACUCCUAUACUCCUGUUCGGACCUGGAGAGAAUUUAUCUUCUGAUGAGAAGCAAGAAAGGCGUCAAACCAGAAGACAGACUUAAAGACUUGUAUUCUAUUCAGUGUUUUGACCGUCUCAGAAAAGAGAAGCCAGAUAUUUUCAUGUCAAAAGUGUCAGUUAUUUCUGGCAACGUCUCGGAACUUGGGUUAGGUUUGUCACAAGAAGACCGAGCUCUUUUAGUGGACAAAAUCAAUAUAAUAUUUCACGUCGCUGCAAGCGUGAGAUUCGACGAUCCCAUCAAAUAUGCGACAAUGCUAAACCUCCGCGGGGCACGAGAGCUCGUGGCGUUAGCUAAGGAAGUGAAAGAUUUAUCUUCUUUGAUCCACGUGUCCACGUCGUACUCUAAUACGAAUAGAGAGCUGGUGGAGGAGAUCAUGUAUCCGCCGCACGCCGACUGGAGAGACACCAUCAAUAUAUGCGAGACGCUUGAUGAGCAUACGCUGAACGUACUCACACCUAAGUAUCUAGGAGAGCUUCCCAAUACCUACACGUUCACGAAGCAGUUGGCGGAGCACGUUAUGUACGAGGAGAGAGGCCGGCUGCCCAUCGUCAUCAUGAGACCUUCGAUUGUAAUAUCAAGCUUGGCAGAACCCAUGCCAGGCUGGAUUGACAAUUACAACGGACCAGUGGGAUUGUUGGUGGCUAGUGGGAAAGGAAUCAUGAGGAGUCUAUACACAGAUCCUGAUAUGAUAGCUGACUACGUACCAGUGGAUGUGUGUAUGACCAGCAUCAUAGUGGCUGCCUGGGCUAGAGGGACCACUGAAUUACAACAAACAGACGACAUACCCAUAUAUAACUGCGUUUCGGGUAAACUGUACGAGGUUUCGUACAAAGAGGUGACUGACAUGGGCCGGGAGCUGGCUAGGAAGAUUCCUCAGAACAACAUCCUGUGGCACGUCGAUGGCAGCAUAACGACAUCUAGGACUCUGCAUUAUUUUAAAGUACUUGUACUCCAUCUAUUGCCGGCUGUAAUUAUUGACGCCAUUUUAUUGGCACUGGGUAGGAAGCCUAUGUUAGUCAAAGUCCAACGAAGAAUCUACAUCGUCAAUCUUGCUUUGGAAUACUUCAUAAUCAAGCAAUGGACAUUUGAUAAUAAAAAAUUACUCCAACUCAGAAAUACAAUAAAAAAAGAAGAUGAAAAACAAUUCAAGCAUAAGAUAGAAGAAAUGGACGUGUGGGAAUUCUUUUACAAAUCUUAUGUGGGGAGCAAGAAGUAUUUGUUGAAGGAGAAAGAUGAAGACUUACCGAAAGCUAAAGCGCAUGCUUGGAGAAUGAUGGUACUGGACUUUAUUGUGAAAUGUCUGUUCUACGCAGCAAUCUUCUGGUGGAUUCUGACAUCUUCAUGCACAAAAUGCUUCUGGGAGAGCCUGAAUGUUUACGUGCAUUAAAUCUGUGUAUAAA
Messenger RNA from Manduca sexta (tobacco hornworm), 1724 nucleotides. RefSeq names its product putative fatty acyl-CoA reductase CG5065. The record is from RefSeq and is a predicted model, not a curated record. NCBI's taxonomy places the organism in Eukaryota, Metazoa, Arthropoda, Insecta, Lepidoptera, Sphingidae. The transcript is spliced from 14 exons. Gene Ontology annotation, biological process: long-chain fatty-acyl-CoA metabolic process. Gene Ontology annotation, cellular component: peroxisome. Gene Ontology annotation, molecular function: alcohol-forming very long-chain fatty acyl-CoA reductase (NADP+) activity. The coding region runs from base 164 to 1711 and encodes 515 amino acids.